This is a messenger RNA of Marmota flaviventris (yellow-bellied marmot), 1497 nucleotides long. It is a transcript of the gene Ccdc174, whose product is annotated as coiled-coil domain containing 174. Gene Ontology annotation, cellular component: nucleus. The record is from RefSeq and is a predicted model, not a curated record. NCBI's taxonomy places the organism in Eukaryota, Metazoa, Chordata, Mammalia, Rodentia, Sciuridae.
GCCGCUCGGGCGGCCUUAGGAGGCCUGGGAGCGCUCCGGAGGGCUGCGUUUUUGGCGCCGGAGACCCUGAAAGUGACCAUGGACCGGAGGAAAAAGCCUUUGGACGUUACGGCCUCCUCGUUGGUGGAUCUGAAGGCGGAACUCUUCCGCAAACAAGAAGAAUUCAAGCAAGAAAAGCAUCUGAAAGAUUCUGGCGUUUGGGAAAAACCAAAGACAACGAAUAAGAAACCCAGCAUCUGGAGCAAGCAGAACACAGGAGUCUCCACCCGGGCAGAGAAGGAUGCCGAACAGAGGGCCGAGGAGCAGAAGACGCUGGACAGGGCGAGGGAAAAAUUGGAAGAAAAAGCCAAGUUAUACGAAAAAAUGACUAAAGGAGACUUUAUAGACGAGGAGGUGGAGGAGCUGUACCUCGUGGACUUCACCCAGAAGAUCAUAGACAAGCGCAGGGAAAUGGAGGCAUCCGGUGCCGCCAGAGAGUCCCGGAACACGGCCGAGAGGGACGAGGAGGACGACGAGCGUCUCUCAGAGAAAGACAUACCUCCCCCCCAGGACCCCGGUGAAGAAUGGGUGGAUUACGUGGACUCUCUGGGGCGAUCCCGGCGCUGCAUGAGGAAGGACCUGCCGGGUCUGCUGGAGAUGGACAAGAACCUGCAGGGGAGACUCUUCGUCAGUCCUGCCAACGAGAAGACCCUGCUGUCCGAGGACAUGAGGAAGGAGCUGCAGCGUCAGCAGUGGGAGGAGGAGGAGCGGGAGGCCCUGCAGCGGCCCGUGGGUCCCCUGCACUACGAGGACAUCCGGGAGAACGAGGCCCGGCAGCUGGGUGUUGGGUAUUUUGCCUUUGCCCGAGACCAGGAGCUGAGGAGCAAGCAGAUGAAGACCUUGGAGACGCUGCGCGAGCAGACAACAGAUCAGAGAAUCAAACGGGAAAACAUAAAGGAAAAGCGGAAGGCUCUGUUGGAAGCCAGGCUGGCCAAGCUGCGCCAAAAGAAGAUGAAAAAGUCAAAAGACGACGGAACGGAAGAGGGCGACCCAGACGCAGCCGUUAUCGGGCCUCCGGCUCCAGAACCAAAACCUGGGCCAACUCCGCCUCCUGCCACCCAGAGCAGCAAAGUCGAAGUCAUCAUCCAGGAGAGGAAGGACACCAAGCCCGGAGUGCCGCACGUCCGCGAAUGGGACAGAGGGAAGGAAUUUUCCUUUGGGUACUGGUCGAAGAGACAGUCAGACCUGCGGGCCGAGCGAGAUCCCGAGUUUGCCCCGCCAUCGGAUUACUUUGUGGGUCAAAAGAGAACUGGUGCUUUCAGUGGCCAGACGUGGAGCAGACCUGGACCAGCACUGGGUGACCCAGGGCAGCGGUCUGGCCAGAGCCAGGAGCCCAGCUCCGCACGGUCACCGUCCUCCUCUGCCCCUGGAGGCCCACCCCAACCCCCCAGGGUCACCUUUGAAACUCUGGAUGAGAUGAUAUCCUAUUACAAGCAAGUGACAUGACCUCGGAAAGCA